AUGCGCGUUGACGCUGCUGAAUUUGUGCCCCUCGCUGGAUCCUCCAGCGCUGAUGGCUCCUGGAUCCAGGGCAGCUCUCACCCGGCAACGUUCGGGGGAGCUGAAAACGGACUGUCUGCAGACAGUCCUGCCUUUGUUCCUGGCGCACAGGAUGUAUCGUGGCAGGCGCCGCCUUGGGAGGUGUGGCACGGCCAGGACUACACCGCUCCAGUGCCAGAGUACGACGCACCAGAGACAGAGAGCACGGAAGCAGCGCCGAUCGUGUACGUGGACGAGGAAACGUUCCUUACACCUCAGCUCUUGGACGAGAUACCGGAGCAAGUACACUCACUGCCUUUGUCCCCGAAGUCCGGCAAGGAGACCCAAGAUGACGGCAAUCUUUCAGAAACUCCCGACAAAGAGUUUGGGUUCUUGCACAGUCACACAUUCGGCGGCAGUCAAGCGGCGACCGCGACGACAGAGGAACGCUCACGCCACAGCGAGCUUACAGGCACUGGCGGCGCGGCCAGUAGCACAUGUCCAUCGGCAACUGCUGGAUCCAGCGCGGGUGUUCUCAGCGUGCAUGGUCGCAAGCUCCUCUGGACUCUUACAGGAAGGGACUGUCAAAGCUGCAAUGAUCUCUUCGUGCUGGACGAGUGGCCUCAGGGCGAAGGUCCCGUGAUGGUGGCUGACUGUGAGCUCGAUGGGCAGGGCAGCGCAGCCUGCAGCGAUGAGCGAGCAAUCAGGCCAAUGUGCAAAGCCGACCGAAAGCUGUUGGCAAAGCAACUCCGCAAACAACUUCCGAGGAGCCGGAGCAAGCUCCACAAAGAGAUCAAACAAGCGAAGUCCUGGAAGCAUGCCUUGCAUCUCCUUCACACUCAGAACCGUCGAGGCGUCCUAGCAUGUACUGCGGCUUUGAGCAAAUGCAGCUACUGCUGGAAACAUGCCCUGCUUUUGUUGGCGGAUUUUGCCCCAUAUGCCGUGGAGAGAAACACCGUGACGUUCAACGCGGCCACCAGUGCAUGCAGCAAGGGCCGCUGUUGGCAAGGUGCCCUGUACCUGCACGAGGAACUACAAACGAGUGCACUUGAGGCCGACACGAUUUCUCACAACGCUGUCGUGAGCGCUUCAGACAUGUUCUCCCAGUGGAAGCGUGCUGCGGACAGCAUCACUUUCAACUCCGCGAUCUCUGCGUUGGAGAAGGGUGCUCAAUGGCGUGCAGCCCUCCUACCCUUAACGAGCAUGUUGUGGCACGCUUGCCGGCCUAGUGUCGUGACCUACGGCGCGGCCGUGAGUUCUUGCUCCCAAGCAGAGAGUUGGUUCGGGGCCUGGCAGCUCCUGGGGCAGAUGACAGGCAGCCAGCUGCAGCUCUCCAUCGUCGCCUGUGGUGCUGCAGUGAGUGCUUGUGAGAAAGCGGGGGCCCGCUCCUGGACGACGGCCCUCGGGUUGGUUGCACAGAUGGAUCGCCGGAGCUUGUCCUCCAACAUCAUAUCUCAAAGUGCUCUGGUCAGCGCCUGUCAGAAGAGUGCCCGCUGGCAGCGUGCGGCACUGCUCCUGUCUGGGGCACAAGUCAAUGUGGUUCAAGCAGACCGGCCCAUGCACAAUGCCUUGAUUUCCGCAUGCGCCAGAGAUAACCAAUGGGUCGGAGUACUAAGUUUGCUCGACGCUUUGCCAUAUCUGCCUUUGCCGCCGAAUGUCGCGACAUGCAACUCUGUCCUUGCAGCUUUUGAGGGUGGAGGCUGGCAAGAAGCAUCAGGCAUCCUUGCCCGCAUGAAGUCUCUGGAACUGAAGCAAGACGUGAUAACGCACACUUCUGUUUCCAGCAUCUUGGAGAAAGUUGUACAAUGGCGGCGCUCCCUGCACGAACUCUUCAUCCAGCGAGUAAGUCCCGCCCAAGAGAACAGCCACGAGAGCUUGAACCUGCUCAAUAUGAACUCGGUCAUCAGUGCUUGUGCACGUGCACAGAAUUGGCGGAUGGUCACAUCGAUGAUGGGCCACUUGCAGCAUGAGCGGCUUGAGCCGGACCUGGUGACAUGCAACGCAGCCAUCACCGCCGUUGAACGACGCUACGAUAAGGCCACAGAGAUCUUUGAUCAAGCCAUAUUGCGCAGUUUGCAGCCCAACGAGAUCACAUGCAACGCCCUGCUGACGUCAUGUGCCAUCGGGCACUCCUGGCAGGCAGCACUGAAGCUGUAUGCGUGGAUGCUGAGUUCUGCCCUGGAGACAAACAUCAUCUCUUUUGACAUGGCUUUGUUGUCGUGCUGCGCUGGGAGUCAGCCCAAGCUGGCCCUGAACGUCUUAAACUCCGUGCAGCAGCAGUACUCAAGUCUGCUGCGGUCUUGGGAGUGGUCUUUUUCAGUUUCACACCGCAGUGUCACCAGCCAAGUUGGGGAUGGCGUGCAUGCUUUCAGCUGGUGUCGAAAGCCAGCCAUUUGUGGUUGCAGGACGCGGGGUUCGGCCAACCUGUCAACACGAGUGGUCUUAAGAUUGGUCUUUUUCCCUGCCGGCUCUGCUUUGACCGGAGAUGGCGACUGCGCUGUCGGGCUGCUCUCCGAGGACAAGGCUAAGUUGAAGUUCGAGCUCUUCCUGAACGAUCGGCGGAGUGGCACAAAAGUGAUGCUCGGGCAGAAGUUCAGUUGCGACUUUCGAAAGCCUGAUUUCUCAAGCGAGACAGACACGAUCACGGUGGGGCUUGAAGUUUACAGCAACCU
Messenger RNA from Symbiodinium sp. CCMP2592, 2690 nucleotides. The record is from the annotation of a GenBank genome assembly. NCBI's taxonomy places the organism in Eukaryota, Dinophyceae, Suessiales, Symbiodiniaceae.